Messenger RNA from Plodia interpunctella (Indianmeal moth), 5152 nucleotides. RefSeq names its product transcription factor Sp4-like. The transcript has 18 exons. Gene Ontology annotation, biological process: regulation of transcription by RNA polymerase II. Gene Ontology annotation, molecular function: RNA polymerase II cis-regulatory region sequence-specific DNA binding; DNA-binding transcription factor activity, RNA polymerase II-specific. Bases 99 to 2417 code for a protein of 772 amino acids. The record is from RefSeq and is a predicted model, not a curated record. Lineage: Eukaryota; Metazoa; Arthropoda; Insecta; Lepidoptera; Pyralidae.
CAGCAGUAUGCUCGCCGCAGUUUGGCGGCCGGUCGUGAGAAUGGUGCGUUCUGAGAGUGAACAAAGGAAAAUACUAGCUUCUAAGUAUAAAGUAGAUAAUGUCGUCUGAAUUUACAAAAGUGGAGGUGGAAUACAUUGACGAAGAAAAGACUAUUAAGGAGGGCAGUGGCAGCCAGUCACCCCUAGCGCUCUUGGCGGCCACGUGCAGCCGACUUGGCGCUGCCAACAUGGGGCCCGAUCAACCCAAGGAAGAACCACAAGAACAACACUUCAGUCCGCAACAGCAGCAAGCGGCACAGCAAGCUCAGCAACAGGCUCAGCAGCAAGCCCAGCAGGCGCAACAACAAGCGCAACAACAAGCGCAACAACAAGCGCAGCAACAAGCGCAACAACAAGCGCAACAACAAGCGCAACAACAAGCGCAACAACAAGCGCAACAGCAGGCGCAACAACAGGCGCAACAAGUACAACAGGCUCAACUUAUACAGCAACAGGUGCAAGGCGAUGCAGCAACGCUGGCAGCCAUUCAGCAGCAGUAUUUGCAGCAACAACAGCCGCAGCUGAGGGUCAUCAGUUCAGCGGUGGUACAACAGUUGAGGGCUCAAGGUCUCUCUGGCAACGAGUUGUCGGCAGCGAUAGUGAACGCAGCCAGCGCCGUCCCAAAUGGCAUACAAGUGCAACCGCAAGUUAUCUCCAUGCAACAGUUGCAGUCGCUGCUUGGGGGCGGGGUGGUGCCGGAGGGGGGGUACCAGCCUCAGCAGCAACUGCUGCAGAUACCGCAACUGUUACAGGGCGGGGCAGGUGGCGUGGGGGGAGUGUACGGCGGCUGCCUGGUGGGGGGCGUGACGGGUGUGGGGGGCGUGACGCCCGUGCAGGCCGUGACGGUGGACGGGCAGGACGCCGUGUUCAUCCCCGCGCAGCACGCGCAGAAUUUCUCUGGCAUGAGCCAAGUCAGCCUCGUGAACGGCCAAUUGGUGCGGACGCCCGUGUUGCCCGCUGGAUUCCUGCAAAACGUCAUGCAUCUACCCACGGAGCAACAGGCUACCGUGUCCAUCCCCGGCACUAACCUAACUAUACCGCUCAGUGCGCUCACCGGCAACCAGAUGAUCUCCAUCCCUAGCAGCAGCCUGGUGCCGGGGCUGCAGCUGCCGUGUGGCGCGGCCGCGGGGGGCGCGGGGGCCGCGGGGGGCGCUGGGGGCGCUGGGGGCGCGGGGGGGGACGCCAAGGGCAAGGACAAGCCGGCCAGCCCCAACGAACAAGCAAGUUGUCCAGGUCAAGGCGUGGCGGUGCGCGGCGGCGUGGUGCCGGUGCAGGUGCCGGUGAGCGUGGCGGGCGGACACACUGUGUACCAGACUGUGCAUCUGCCCAUGCACUCGCAGCAUCUGCAGAUCAUACCGCAGCUGCAGCAGAUGCAAGCGCAGCCGCAAGUGGCUAAUGUGUUAACUCCAUCGGGCCAAAUACAGCAGAUACAGAUAGCUUCAUUGGCUAACGUUCAGCAAAAUGGCGCGCAGACGACGGCCAGCGGAACCAACACGCCUGGCACCAUCACGUUACAGGCGGUAUCAGCGCCAAUGGCUGCCGAAGUCCAGCCUCAGAUGAUGACGUCAGCGUCGCCCGUCACCGUCAUGUCGCGCUCUGCCAAUAUGGUGCAGGUGCCAACGCUGGGCGUGGGCGGCGUGGGCGGCGCAGUGCAGCUGGUGCCGGCGCUGGGGCUGCCGGGCGUGCAGCUCGCGCAGCUCGCGCACCAGCCGCAGGCGCAGGCGCAGCCCGUCAUCGGCCAGCAAAUCCAGCAGGACCCUCACGAACCGGGCAAGUGGCAUGUGGUCCAGAUGGCCAGCAACACAAACAGUCCUGGGGAGAACACAUCCGGCACCGAGUGUGAGGCCAAGAGGGCUUCCAGUCCGGGCAAGCGGCUCAUGAAGAGGGUCGCCUGCACCUGCCCCAACUGCGACCAGGGAGAGAAUCGGUUAGUGGACCGCAAGAAGCAACAUCUGUGCCACAUCCCGGGCUGUAACAAAGUCUACGGCAAGACAUCUCAUCUCCGGGCUCAUCUCCGCUGGCACUCUGGAGAAAGACCUUUUCUAUGUAACUGGCUGUUCUGUGGAAAGCGAUUCACGCGAUCCGACGAGCUGCAGCGUCACAGACGAACACACACCGGCGAGAAAAGAUUCGAAUGUCCCGAGUGCAGCAAACGAUUCAUGAGGUCCGACCACCUCGCCAAACACGUGCGGAUACACGCCAAGAACAGGCUGGCCAGCAGAGACAUUACUAAUCACCAAAUAUACUCCGAUUCGGGCGACGACAGUUGCGACGAGAAAAUGACCUUAACCAUCGAGACCAUUCACGCCGGCGAAGAAGACAAGAUGGUUCUCAUGCGGCCCAACGCUAAGAUGGAGUCCGAAACUGUCGAUAGCUAGGACGAUCCCAGCGACGAACAGUCGCUGGAGUAAACUAGAUGGCGCUGUACGCAAAGGAAUACCGCUCACUAGUUGGCGCCACCAGAACGAGCUCCUGUCACUAUGGCUAUAAAAAAGUCUGUGCACGUGCGCACAAGAUCAACAAUUUAAAAUCUACUUUGUAAUGUACAUGGAGUGGCGAAUUUUAUCACCCCUAUGUUUAAGGACUGUUGUGGACUGAAUCGCGCAAGAAAAGUUCUCACAAACUAGAUGGCGCUGUACACGAAUUGAUAUUGUCGCAAAGUGAUUGUUGAGAACUAAAACGCACAAGUAAAGUUUUCACAAUAUAAAUCGAGAUUUGUUAAGUCUUCUGAUUUUGUGUUCUUCAGUCCAGGACUGUAGAUAAUUGAAAACUUCCCGUCGAUAUUCAUUAUUUUAAUUUCUUAUUGGUUGUAGGUAUGAUACCGCUUCUCUGUAUUAUUUCGAGUGUUGCUCAUAAGUUGAUAUCAUUUUUACACGUGACAAGUGUGCAAAUAAAAAUUAUUGGAAAUUGGAAUAUAAAAAAUAUGAAUUGGUGUUCAAAAUGGAGCAUGUGUUAAGUCAAGUAAGUCAAAUUGUAGAAAUAUCUCUAUUAUAAAACGUGAAACGGACACUAAACAUCAGUGUUAGUUUAUAUAAGGAAAAAUGCCAGUUGAUGUGAAAUAAUAGUUAUUUUCAAUGCUGGCUGUAUUGUAUAUGUUUACAACCUAUUUCAAAUAAGUAAUUAUGGGUAAGUGUAUAUUUAGUUUUUGCUUGUUCUUAUUUUUUUAUGUUUAUAUUCUACCACUUGAUAUAUAAGUGUUUUAAGCCGCCUUUAUUAUAUAGGAGUUAAUUAAUAUUUAGUGGCACACACAUUGAUUUCCAUCGAAUUUCGAAGUUAGUUUUUGAAAUGAUUUUUGUCCACACUGAAUGAACUGACCAAAUGAACGUCUACAAAUGUAUUUUUAUCUCUAUUUAGCACUGUAUUGAUAAAAUGACACAUUAAUAUGAUCGUUUACCUUCAUUGGUCCAGUGUGGUCAUAGUAUCAGCCAAUUAGGACACAAUCAAUUUUAAAAUUAGCUCUUUAAUUUAGAUUAGCUGGGGAGCCGACGUAUUAUGAAUCAUCUUUUAGAUUUUAAAGGCUAUUUUUUUCUGAAUCAGUCAUUUUAUAUAUGUUAUUUACGAAGAUAAGUUGAUAACACUAAAUUUAAAUCGGAAUGUCGAAAUCAUUAUGCAUUAGUGUACCUUAUAUACUUAUAUUUAGGUAUCUUUUUCCAUUACAGUUUCAGUUUAAAAAAAAUUACCGAGAGACAACCUUAGGUAUUCAGAAUAGAAUUCUAUAUUGAAUCUGGCCAGUGUGAAUUGACCUCGUAGGAGGUAUGGAAUAUUUAGUAUGUUAUCGGUAGAUUAAAGUAAUUGUAAUUUUUAUACAAAAUUGUGUCAUAGGAAAUUAUGGUUGUUGUAAAAAUUGUCUUUAUCUGUGAUCGAAAUUCGACAUUUUACUACAAAAUGAAGUUAAAUUAAAUACUGUAUGGAAUGUUUGUAUCGUAUUUGCCUUUAGUGAUUAUGAAUAUCGCUUAUUAAGAGUAGAAAAAUCAUAUCAAAAUAUUGCGAUUAACAAAACAGUAUUAAACUUUCUUCAUUUUGUUUGGUACAUUUUAAUUGUGGACUAAAAUUUUACUAUUAAUGUCGUAAGUUGUAGGUAAAUAUAUUGUACUUAUAUGUAAAUUGUAUAUAAGGCUUCAAUUAUCACUGUAGUUCUAUGUGAAUUAAGUUGUGAAGAAGUGAAUUUUUAAAAAAAGACCUCUGUCAGUUUGCUCGUCAAUUUAAAGAAUAGUAAAUAUAGUAAUAAUUAAAAAACAAACUACAACUAGUUAUCGAAAAUUAGCUAUAGCGUUAAAUAAUGAAAAUGUGUAUAUUUACUGUCAAAAGAUCCUUAAUAUAUAAAAAGUGGGUUAGAUUCGUUAUUACUAAUUGUCGUUGUAGUUAUCUUAAAGUUUUCAUCUAUUUUUUCAGUUUGAUUCUUUUCUUUUCUAUUUCGAUUUUAAUGAUUGAGCUCUUGUAACAAAACAUAUAACUACCUACACAAAAACAAUGUAUGCCCGUGUCACACAUAUUUGAUCUGCGAGUCGUGUGUGACACGAAUUCUUUUUUAGUCAAAGACAAAACUAAUGACGAUGACCUAGACAGUGAAGUGUAGCUAAAUGAGUCAUAAAAAGCGGCAGAAUAGACCUUUUAAACCAGGCACAUGGUGAGAGAAAAAAUUCAUAAGCGCUCUGUCCCGUUCUUCUCGUUUGUCUUGUAUGAGCGAAAUGGAAGAUAUGACGAAAUCUAUAGCUAAGCUUUCUCUGUCUACGUUUUUAGUGGGUGUGCAACACAAUGAAUGAUAUUUAUAAAGAUAAUCUAAAAAUUGGUUUUGGUUCUAAAAUUUAGAGCUUCAUCUAUAUCUUUUGUAAGGAAUCAAUACUGAAGUUUUGAUUCCAUACCAACACUAACAGAUAUUUUUAAAACUUUAUGAGCUUUCUUUAGAAACAGAAUUUUCAUAUUUUUAAUACAAAAAUGCUACAUUUUAAAAAAUAUUGAUGAAUUCGUACAAACGUCUGCUACAUCGAAAAACUAGUUGGGGUCCAAGUGUGAAAUGUUUUUAUAUCACGUGUAAAUAUAUGUAUAGUGUAUAAAUUGUAAGCUUGUACAUAAUUUUAUUGUUGAACUGGUUAAUAAAAUAUUUUUUAUACAA